This is a messenger RNA of Vittaforma corneae ATCC 50505, 1224 nucleotides long. RefSeq lists its product as uncharacterized. The record is from RefSeq and is a predicted model, not a curated record. The transcript has a single exon. Bases 1 to 1224 code for a protein of 407 amino acids. Gene Ontology annotation, molecular function: GTPase activator activity. Gene Ontology annotation, biological process: activation of GTPase activity. Lineage: Eukaryota; Fungi; Microsporidia; Nosematidae.
AUGCUAACUGAAUACGAUCUGGAAAAUAAAAUCAUUAAUGAUGACGGCUCAGUUAAAGCUGAAGAUCUCAAGCGAGAAUGCAGAGGCGGAGUCAAGGCGAGCCUGCGCCACAUAGUCUACAGGCUUCUCAUGCUGGGUCUUGAGCAUGAUUACACGUCCGAAAGAGAGAGCAGGGAUGUAGAGAUCUAUGACAAACUCUGCGAGCAAGUACGAUCGGGGUAUUCACAGGGGCAGCCAAUACUGUACAAGACUGCUUCGGGCAGACAGACGGAUCGUCCCUUCGAUCUGCUGCUUGAAGGAUUUCCGGAGUAUUUUUCAUCAAAAAACGGAAAUGAUGCCUGCCAUGACUAUGUUUUCAUACCCGAUCCUAAAAAAAGUGUGAGUAUGAGUCUGGUGCAGGAUGUGGCACAGACAGUGCAUGCGCCCACAGGCAGAAAGACGAUGGAUCUAGACUCCUCAUACACACAGCCAUUGAUUGAUCUUGAAAAAGGCAGCACGAACAUAUGCGACGAAACACGCAGAAACGUUAAGCAGAUACGCAAGGAUGUUGAGAGAAUUUCUCCGCAAUUCAAAAUACUGAAGCUCAACGAAGAAUACGACGUGGAUGUGAGCUAUAUUUACGAGAAUGUUCUGAUUCUGUAUUCAGAGCUGUUUCAGAGUACAUAUAUGCAGGGAGCAGAGAGUCUGAUGGUCCCGCUCAUAUACAACUUCGUUACCUACGGCUGCAGCUCUGAAAAAGAUCUAAAGAAGGCUGAGGCGAGUGCGUUUCUGUGCUAUGCAGUGAUGAUAAAGGGGCUGAAGCGCGACAUUGAGGACAACCAGGCCACCAUGAUCAGCAGGAUCAAAACCGAAAUGAAGGCCAAGGAGCCAGCUAUAUAUGAUCACCUUUUUAGUGAUAUUGAGAUCUCCCUCGAUGGAUUGCUGGUGAGGUGGCUGAACUGUCUCUUUCUGCAGGAAUUCGCAUUCGAUGAUUGCCUAAGGAUAUUCGACUUUAUGUUCAGCUAUGAGCCGCAAAAACUUCCGAGGCUUCUGCUAUACAUAUCUGUGGCCAUCUUCGGAGACUACAAGGAUAAGUUUGUGCACCAGGAUCCAAAUCAAUGCGGAUGCUUGGAGCUUAUCUUUGCAAAAGGCAGGCCCUUUACGAAGGGAGCAAGCCCAAGAGACAUUGAGAGGAUAAUCAAAAAGGCACGCCAUUACAUGGAGGAAGAGGACCACAAGAAUUAA